Daphnia pulicaria is the source of this 3764-nucleotide messenger RNA. RefSeq names its product serine proteinase stubble-like. Lineage: Eukaryota; Metazoa; Arthropoda; Branchiopoda; Diplostraca; Daphniidae. Gene Ontology annotation, biological process: proteolysis. Gene Ontology annotation, molecular function: serine-type endopeptidase activity. The record is from RefSeq and is a predicted model, not a curated record. The transcript is spliced from 10 exons. Bases 166 to 3549 code for a protein of 1127 amino acids.
AUCGUUCAAACGACCAAGACACGGCUUCAGUCGUCUUCUGGGCUUGUUUGAAUCCACUCUGUUAUCAGAAAAACUCUUGCACUUGACUCACUGACCUUAUUUGAAUUGUCGUAUACUGUUAGUUGUAAUUGAUUCAAAUUUUUCUUCAAGGAAAUCAAGGCUCAAAUGAAAUUCGAAAUUGUCUGCUUGUGUCUCCUCUUACAAGUGGCCGUUCGGGCAGAAGACAUCUGGAAAUGGUCCUCUUCGACUCCGCUAGUCUCCACAACCGAAGCUUCUAGCACAACCGCCGCCAGCACGCAAGAAAGUAGUUUCAGAUAUGCCGGGUUAACUACAGCGGAAAUAGUCGAAUCUAAUGAUUCUUAUCAUGUUGCAGUCAGCGAUGAUGCAGGGAAAUACUCACCUGCGGCACCAGCCACUAGUCACGAAGUGUUGCCAGAAGUAGACAGUUACAUUCCCGUUGAUGCUGGAACGGCCUCAGUAAAAGAAACUUACGAAGUCGUUUACGAAGAUGUGUCUAGUGAAAAAUCUCUUCAAGAGGCCAAAGAUAACGAAGCUCGCACUCACCUCAAAGAGAAGCUCUGCAGACUUGGAUUGGCCAAAGAGUGUUUCAAAUUGGAAGCCAAGUCCUAUGGGGUCGGUAUCGAUCCUUCUGUUGUUUCCUACGUCCAGCCGGUGGCUAUUGUUCCGGUUGGAGACCCCGUUCCUGCAGUUCCACUUGGAGUGGGCGUCGGUAAGUUCCGAUCAGUUCAACAUGGCAAAAUCUCAAAAGGCAAAUCGAAAGGCCAACCGGCCAGCAGAUUUGGAGGUCCUUCACUUCUCCCACUCGGCCCAUACGGCGGUAAUAGUCUAGGUACUGGUUAUGGCGGAUUUGGUAGUUUAGGUGGUAUUACGUCACUUCCUAUACCCUCAAGACUUCCGCCAGCUCCAGUUCAGCAUGUCCACCAACAUCAUCAAGUUGUUUCAUCUCCUCAAAUCUUAACCGCUCCUUACAGCGCUGCUCCUCCGCCAGUAGUCUACAAAUCUCCUCCUUCGUACAAUCCUCCGCCUCAAGUUUACCAACCUGCCCAGGCUCCUUCAUAUAAUCCCCCGCCCCAAGUUUACCAACCUGCCCAGGCUCCUUCGUAUAAUCCCCCGCCCCAAGUCUAUCAACCUGCACCUCCAGUUUACCAACCUGCUCAGACUCCUCCUCCACAAGUUUACCAGCCUUCUCCUCCGGUAUACAAUCCUCCUUCUCCACCGCGACAAGAAUACAACAAUCCAGCUCCGGCCCGGCCAUACAAUCCUCCUCCAUCCACGUCAUACACCAACGGAGUCAACUCUUACGUCCAGCGAGAACAAUGUGUCUGCGUGCCGAUUGGGCAGUGUCCUUCUUAUGACAUUAUCGGACGUGAAGGUCGCGACUAUCAAAUAGAUCCUCGAUCCAAGUUGAAUUUGACUGGCAUUAUCUCUGAUUACGACGAAGAAAUCGUCGUUGGCAAAGUGCCUGAAGUACAACCGCAAGUCGCUUCAAGUUCAACGGAAGAUUCGAUUCGUCCUCGCCGCCAGAAUCCUCAUCGCAGACAGGCCAUUGUCAGAGGCGACAUUGAUCCUUCAAAUGAAGCCGGCGAAAUAUCUAAGCCUAGUGGCCCUCCAGUCGAGAAAUCUGAAGAUCCUGUCGUAAUUACCGGUAAAUCGAGGAACUUCAACAGACCGCAGAGGUCAGCCCGAGGGGGGCCGUACGGAGAGGAGGCGUCAUUGAACGGACAAGGAAUUCAAAGAGUUGGUUUAGCUUUUGAGGACGAAGUUUCCGCCCGAACCCAUCAUUACGGUUUUGGCAAAGGUUUUAAAAAAGCUUUCGGCAAAGGCUACGGUGUUCCGUUUCCAGUGGCUACACCUGUCGCCGUGCCACAACCUUACGGAGUACCUUACGCUGUGCCUCAACCUGUUCCUGUGCCUCAACCCUACGCUGUACCACAGCCCGUUCCUGUUAGAGUGCCUGUCGUCCAACACGUUCAUGUCCAAGUUCCAGUUCAUGUUCCAGUCAGGGUGGAAGUUCCUGUCCAUGUUCCAGUUCGUGUAGAAGUCCCUGUCCGAGUUGAAGUCCCUGUACCGGUGGCAGCUCCUUAUGCAGUCCCUGUACCGUAUGAGCAACCGAUCCUGGUACAUCACCACUAUCAUCGCCAACAUUACGCUCCUCCACCGGUGCCUUUUUAUCCCCCAAAGGCUUCCGUCUAUCAUCCAGGGGCUUAUCAGCCUCCAGCGUAUGGGACUCCCACUCACGGAUACAGCGGCCCUGUACCGAGUUACUCCGCUAGCUACGAGCAAGCUGCUUACUAUGGAGCAAAGGAAGGAUCACCUUCUCCACCAGAAGCCACGGGGCAAACUCAGAGUGUAGGGCAAGUUCACUCGGCAGUGGCAGAAACUAAUUCACCUGCGCAAUUACAGACAACUGGGUUCGAUUCAAUCACUGUUCAGGCCGCUCCAAAUCGAGGAGCCAGAACUAACGAACAACAGCCUAGAACUCGAACUAGUGCAGUACGUUUUAUUGAAUCCCGUUCUGGUCACGCUGAAACCUCCUCCUCUCCUGCGGCAUCGUCUACUACAUCUUCCGCUGUCAAAUUCGAAUCGGCAAAGAGGAAGCGAUCACCUCAGAAACAAGAUUACGUGGAUACAGAAGGUCGCCAAGUUGGCGGACAGCAAACUUGUAGCUACUCGCAAGUAUGUUGCCGAUCUUCGCCAUCAUCUAAUCGAUACUCUGGUGGAGCGCCAGCCGGAACUUGCGGGAAACGAAAUCCACAAGGCAUCAACGGCCGCAUUAAAAGUUUACCCCACUCUGAUGGAGAAGCCGAAUUUGGCGAAUAUCCAUGGCAAGUUGCUGUUUUGAAGAAAGAUCAAUACGAUAACGUCUACGUUUGUGGAGGAGCUCUAGUCGGACCUUCUCACAUCCUCACUGUAGCUCAUUGCAUCAAAGGAAAUGCUCCUCGUGAUUUAAGAAUUCGUUUGGGCGAGUGGGAUGUCAACCGAGAGUCGGAAUUCUAUCCGCAUAUCGAAAGAGACGUCAUCUCUGUUAUUAUCCACCCGGAAUACUAUCCGGGCAAUCUCUACAAUGACAUUGCCGUCAUCAAAUUUGAAGGGGCUGUCGACUUUGGUUACAAUCCGCACAUUGCUCCGAUUUGUGUGCCCCAGAGAUAUCAAGAUUUUGCUGGAUCUCGGUGUUGGGUUUCCGGAUGGGGAAAAGACGCAUUUGAAACUGGAGGAAAAUAUCAGAAUAUUCUCAAGGAAGUAGACCUAACUGUAGUUGGCAAUUCCGAGUGUGAAAACAAAUUGCGUCGUACAAGGCUAGGCUACGAAUUCAAUUUACAUUCCGGAUUCCUCUGCGCCGGAGGUGAAGAGGGAAAAGAUGCCUGCAAGGGCGAUGGUGGAGGCCCGUUGGUGUGUGAAAAUCGUGGUAGCUGGUUCCUGGCAGGCCUCGUUAGCUGGGGCAUCGGUUGCGGUCAAUACGACACUCCCGGUGUUUACACGAAAGUGUCCGAAUUCUCCGAUUGGGUCCAAAAGACGGUCGUCUUUUGAUGUGAUCCGUCAACACAUCACUAACUGUAUAGUAUGUUUAAGAGAAAGGUUUUAAUGCAAGUUUUAUAAUGAGCAAUUUGAAUGAUACUGUUAUAAAUUUUUAUUGGACGAAAUAAUUUUUUUACGACGAUGUUUGUCGUUUGUGUUAACACAGCUUGUAAGCGGCUGAGCCGCAGUUCUAAUUUGAAAUGGGGUAAUACACAUGAUCAUGCUUG